AUGGCUUAUCUCGACGAUACAAGUCAAAUAUUGGUAGAUACUACGGAUGUUCUUACAACUCAUCAAAAAUUUGCUACCCCAGAUGAUGUUGUUACAUGGGCUCGAGAUGUUGGAGAUGCCAAUAAAAUCGGUAUUAUCAUUACUCGGUCGGAUAAAAAGAACGAAAUAAGAGGAAGAAAUGACAAGUUGAUUUUGGGUUGUGACAAAGGUGGAAAGUAUGACUCUUCAGAAAGUUCCACGACAACUGCAUCGAAAAAGUGUAACUGUCCAUUUAAAAUUAGAGCUGCACCUUCAACAGAUGGUCCAGGAUGGAAAGUCCAGGUUAUUCAUGGAGUUCACAACCACGGGUUACCUGACCAAUAUCAUGGUCAUCCUCGCAAAGCACGUUUAACCGCUGAUGAAAACAAAUGUGUUCAAGAUUUGACAAAGCGUAAAGUAGCACCAAGACACAUUGUUUUAGAUUUGAAAGAUCAAAAUUCAGAGUGUGUUUUGACAUUGUUUUCGCUUAGUGGUGUGGUGACUCACAUUGUCACAUUACAAAGCAUGAUUGUUUACUCAAGUAGCAAUGAAAACAAAUUGGUUAAUGGAAUCAAUGAAAACAAAUUGGUGUGGUGA
Trifolium pratense (red clover) is the source of this 615-nucleotide messenger RNA. RefSeq lists its product as uncharacterized. Gene Ontology annotation, molecular function: DNA-binding transcription factor activity, RNA polymerase II-specific. The transcript has a single exon. Lineage: Eukaryota; Viridiplantae; Streptophyta; Magnoliopsida; Fabales; Fabaceae. The record is from RefSeq and is a predicted model, not a curated record. Bases 1 to 615 code for a protein of 204 amino acids.